Hemicordylus capensis (graceful crag lizard) is the source of this 1492-nucleotide messenger RNA. Its product is annotated as zinc finger MYM-type protein 1-like. Gene Ontology annotation, molecular function: protein dimerization activity. The record is from RefSeq and is a predicted model, not a curated record. Lineage: Eukaryota; Metazoa; Chordata; Lepidosauria; Squamata; Cordylidae. The coding region runs from base 1 to 1305 and encodes 434 amino acids. The transcript has a single exon.
AUGGGAUUACCACUUGAGAAUCUGCGUGGUCAAGGUUAUGAUAAUGGGAGUAACAUGAGAGGUAAAGAACAUGGAGUACAAAAGAGAGUUCUUGAUAUAAAUCCACGUGCCUUUUUCGUGCCCUGCAGUGCGCACUCUCUCAAUUCGGUUGUCAAUGAUGCUGCUAAGAGUUGCCGGGAAGCAACAGGCUUCUUCAUGUUGGCUCAACAGAUCUAUAAUUAUUUCUCUGCAUCAACUCAGCAUUGGCAAAUACUAACUAGCCAUGUACCUACCAUUACUGUUAAGCCUUUGAGUCAAACAAGAUGGGAGAGUCGGAUUGAUGCUUUGAAACCACUGAGUAGUAUAUAUGAUGCUUUAAUGGAGAUCUAUAAUGAACCACACCCACAUAAAACAAGAAGUGAAUCUCUUGUUGUAGCUAAGGGUCUUGCUGAAGGCAUUAGUAAGUUCAAGUUUGUGGUAUCCCUUGUUGUAUGGUACAACAUGCUUUUUGAAAUAAAUCUGACAAGCAAACUACUACAAAAUAAGGAAACUGAUUUAAGUUCAGCUACAAGUCAAUUACAAGUAACCAAGAAUUAUCUUGUGGGCUGUAGGUGUGAUGAUGGUUUUGAACAAGUUUUGAUAGAUGCUAGUGUGAUUGCAAAGGAGUUAGAAAUAUUACCAAACUUUGAGACAGAACACUUUAGACAAAGGAGAAAGAAAAAACAGUUUGGGUAUGAGGCCCCAGAUGAGGCUCCACAAGAUCCAAAGCAAAAAUUCAAAGUGGAUUUCUAUUAUGCUAUUUUAGAUAUGGCCAUUCAAUCUGUUGAAAAGAGAUUCCAACAACUACAACACUAUAAUUCCGUAUUUGGCUUCCUGUAUGAUAUAUACAGCAUCAACAAAAAAUGUACUGAAGAUGUACGAAAGGCCUGCAAGACUUUGGAGCAGUCAUUGACACACAAUGAAAACAAAGAUAUUGAUGCUGAAGAUCUGUGCUGUGAACUUCAAGCAGUUGCUCGAAGGCUUCCAGAGUCUAUGCCACCACAAAAAGUACUUCUCUUCAUACUACAACACAAAAUCCAGAAUAGUGUGCCUAAUGUUUUUGUUUCUCUUAGGAUCCUUCUCACACUUCCAGUGUCAGUGGCAAGUGGUGAAUGCAGUUUUUCAAAACUCAAACUUAUAAAAACACACAUACGCUCAACUAUGCUCCAAAAGAGACUAGUUGGUUUGGCAACUAUAUCAAUCGAACAUGCUGAAACAUCAGCACUUGACCUGAAGGAACUGUUAACAAAAUUUGCAAAGGAAAAGGCACAUAAAAUAAGAUUUUGAUUGGCUUGAAAUUGAAACAUUAAAGAGACUUAAAUUUCAGCAUCACAUUUAACAUUUUUCAAAGUGAUUUCUGUGCUAAAACUGUGUUCUGUUUGAGAAAAUAAAUCAGAAAUUGUUUUAUGACUUGUUUUCACAAUUUUUUAAAAAUAAAUUAACAAUUUCAAAUUCUGUGCUUUUCAUUCUUCCU